Messenger RNA from Seriola aureovittata, 1172 nucleotides. RefSeq names its product B-cell receptor-associated protein 29-like. The transcript is spliced from 8 exons. Gene Ontology annotation, cellular component: endoplasmic reticulum; endoplasmic reticulum membrane. NCBI's taxonomy places the organism in Eukaryota, Metazoa, Chordata, Actinopteri, Carangiformes, Carangidae. Gene Ontology annotation, biological process: intracellular protein transport; endoplasmic reticulum to Golgi vesicle-mediated transport. The coding region runs from base 194 to 904 and encodes 236 amino acids. The record is from RefSeq and is a predicted model, not a curated record.
GAAUGUUGUGGUCUUUAAUGAAUCCAAAGGGGCUGACCAAUGAGGUCAACCAGCCAGCAGUUUUAUUUAAGGCUGUAGGGCCUCUGAUGCUCCCCAGCAGCUGUUGUGUGAGUGUGUGUGAGCGCAUGUGCGUGCAUGUCUGAACUUUCCCAUUCUUCUGAUCGUUCAACUUUGUCUGGAAAUCCCAGUCGCAAUGACUCUCCAGUGGACGGCUGUGGCUCUCUUCCUCUAUGGAGAGAUAGCAGUCAACCUCAUCUUGUGUAUACCGUUCAUAUCAGCACAGAGAUGGCGUUUGGUUUUCAGCUGGAGAAUAUGGAACUGGUUAUCACCAUAUCAGAACAAAGGCUUCUUUACAAUGAUCAUGGUCCUCAUUGUUCUCUUCCUUGAUGCUCUCCGUGAAGUGCAGAAGUACUCGGGUCCUGAGCCCAUGCAAGACGCCAAGGUGAACCCCAAUGUGUACGACCACGUCCACAUGAAGCUGUUCAGAGCCCAGAGGAACCUCUACAUAUCUGGCUUCUCUCUCUUCCUCUGGCUUAUCAUGCGUCGGGUUGUCACCUUGCUAAACCAGGUUGCUGUCACGCUGGAGGACAAUGCAGGCCUUCUGACGCAGAUGGGCAGUGCUGUCAAAGCAGCCAGGCAGCACCAGGAGGACAACCUGAAGCUCAAACGAGCUCUCCUAGAUGAUGAAAAAUCUAUGUCAGCAAAAAACGAACAACUGAAGCUGGAGGCUGAGAAGCUGGCAGGUCAACUGAAGGCUGCAGAGGAGGCUGUGCGCAAGUCUCACACUGAAGUGGAAGCCAUGAAAAGGCAGACGAAAGGUCUGGCACAAGAGUAUGACAGACUAUUGAGCGAACACCAUCAGCUCCAGAAUCUCCAGAGUGAUCAAGACAAAAAGGCUCAAUAACCACAGGAAUACACUGACAGGUGUUUUCAGGUGUUGCUUCUCCUCUCUGACUGUGGAUGCCUUUUCUUCUCAUUACACUAGAACUGAGUGCUAUGUGCAAUAGACCGCCACAGGCCAUAUUUGUAUUAUCUUUUACAACUUCAAUUUUCCUUUAAGUCUGAACCGAGGCGAAUGUUUGAAUUGAUAGGAUUAAACAAACAAUGCUACGGUUCAUAGGAUGAACACUAGUUGUUUUUAAAUUGUGAAAAAUAAAAAAGUCUUUAUUUUA